Cynara cardunculus var. scolymus (artichoke) is the source of this 1032-nucleotide messenger RNA. RefSeq names its product transcription factor bHLH85. Bases 1 to 1032 code for a protein of 343 amino acids. Gene Ontology annotation, biological process: regulation of transcription by RNA polymerase II. The transcript is spliced from 4 exons. Gene Ontology annotation, molecular function: RNA polymerase II cis-regulatory region sequence-specific DNA binding; DNA-binding transcription factor activity, RNA polymerase II-specific; protein dimerization activity. NCBI's taxonomy places the organism in Eukaryota, Viridiplantae, Streptophyta, Magnoliopsida, Asterales, Asteraceae. Gene Ontology annotation, cellular component: nucleus. The record is from RefSeq and is a predicted model, not a curated record.
AUGGAGUCUUUCGGGAACUUUUUCGACGAAGAAUGGCACAGUUUAAGCAGGAUCUUCGUCGACCAUGAUCAAGAUUCUGAUCGGUUUACUGGGCAUGAGUUCAUGUCCAGUGAACAUGAUGAUCAUGGUUUAAAUUUCGAAGUUCCUAGCAAUGUCUUUAGCAAUGAAGACUCAUUCGUCUAUGUUUCUGAUCUCAUUAACCCUAAUUUCUACCAUUUUCUCUCUCAAGAAAGUAGCAUUAGUAGCAGUGGCACCAGCAAUGGCACCGUCUCUCUUCCCUAUCCAUGCCAUGAUCAAAGUUUCCAGUUCUUCCCUUCUAAUAGUAUUGUUCCUUCACCAUCAAACGACGUGUGUGAUCAGUCCAUCGGUUUUUGUAUGAUGGACGAGAUCAACAACUCAUCGCUAUCAUCCCCAGUUUUUUCUGACGAUGUAGUGGCAGAAAAGGUUAAAAUGGAGAAUUCACACGGCAAGAGGAAGCUUGAAAUGCUCGAAUCAUCUGAUGCCAUGGAAGAUGAAGUCAACAAUGAGAAAAUUGAUAAGAACCCCAAGAAGAAAAGUCGAGUUAAUGUAAGUAUAUCAUUAUUUUAUAAAAACAAGAAAAAUGUGCAACCAAAAAAGAACCAGAAGAUUGAUGAUACAGAAAAGAGCAACAACAACAACAACAACAACAACGGAGAAACGAACGGACAAACUUCAAGUUCUUGCAGCUCUGGUGAUGAUUUAAAUGGAUCACAAGAUUUGAAUAGAAACAGCAAAACAAGAGCCAGUAGAGGCACCGCGACUGAUCCCCAAAGCCUUUACGCAAGGAAAAGAAGAGAAAGGAUAAAUGAGAGACUGAGAAUCCUUCAGAACCUUGUACCAAAUGGUACAAAGGUUGACAUUAGCACAAUGCUAGAAGAAGCAGUAGAAUAUGUGAAGUUCUUGAAGCUUCAAAUUCAGCUGCUGAGUUCUGAUGAUAUGUGGAUGUAUGCUCCCAUAGCUUACAAUGGAAUGGACAUGGGUCUCUAUCAAAGCAUUACACCAACUCUAUAA